AUGCGAUCAACAUUCGUAGUCUUAUUGCUGUUUGUCUUCGUCAUUGCUGUUUUUUCAGCAUCUAUACAGAUUAAUGAUCCUCCAGUGGAAGAGCAAGACUCUGAAUCAUCAAGCGAUAAUGAAAGUGACGAAGAUAAGAAUUCGAUAAGUCACAAUGUUGAUCAGAGACAUCAAGAAAAUGAACAUCGUGUUCAACGGUCAGCAGAUGCAAACCGUGGACAAGGCUCAGGAAAUGGAAACGGUGGGCAAGGUUCUGGAAAGGGAAACGGUGGACAAGGUUCUGGAAAGGGAAACGGUGGACAAGGCUCAGGAGAGGAAAACGGUAGGCAAGGUUCUGGAAAGGGAAACGGUGGACAAGGUUCAGGAAAUGGAAACGGUGGACAAGGUUCUGGACAUGGAAACGGUGGACAAGGUUCAGGAAAUGGAAACGGUGGGCAAGGUUCUGGAAAUGGAAACGGUGGACAAGGUGCAGGAAAUGGAAACGGUGGACAAGGUUCUGGAAAUGGAAACGGUGGACAAGGUUCAGGAAAUAGAAACGGUGGGCAAGGUUCUGGAAAUGGAAACGGUGGACAAGGUUCAGGAAAUGGAAACGGUGGACAAGGUUCAGGAAAUGGAAACGGUGGGCAAGGUUCUGGAAAUGGAAACGGUGGACAAGGUUCAGGAAAUGGAAACGGUGGGCAAGGUUCUGGAAAGGGAAAUGAUGGACAAGGUUCAGGAAAGGGAAACGGUGGACAAGGUUAA
Messenger RNA from Rotaria sp. Silwood2, 741 nucleotides. The record is from the annotation of a GenBank genome assembly. Lineage: Eukaryota; Metazoa; Rotifera; Eurotatoria; Philodinida; Philodinidae.